This is a messenger RNA of Hypoxylon fragiforme, 1053 nucleotides long. RefSeq lists its product as uncharacterized. The coding region runs from base 405 to 905 and encodes 166 amino acids. The record is from RefSeq and is a predicted model, not a curated record. Lineage: Eukaryota; Fungi; Ascomycota; Sordariomycetes; Xylariales; Hypoxylaceae. The transcript has a single exon.
AAUGGAAUCAGAAUCAUUCACCAGAUUCGGUAGCCGGCAGUUGAAAGUAACCCUCAAGGACGCCUUGGGUGCGGCGACUAUGGCGGAUAAAGUCCAGUCGAUGUUACUUUGACCGGGAUAUAUGACUCCGCUAGGCAUGUAUGUGUCGACGCCACCCAGGUACCGAGAUCCUGUUAAUAUUCCGCGAUAGGAAGGACGAUAUGUCGUAAAACCAGAGCUUGGCGAUUGUGGCGUGAGCUAGGGUGGUUAAUGGUGAGAUGGUGAGAUAAAAUGUGUCCGUGGCCCUGUUCCGUAGGUAGGUGUGGAUGAGGGUUUUUAAAGUUAUGUGUCUGUCCAUUGUAGGUCGUCAGGAGAAGAAGACGAGUGAAUGAAGUAAAUAUAGGAGAGAGAGAGAAAGUGACACCAUGUUUCUUCGUCUAGUUUACCUCCUACCGCUAUCAUACACGGCGGCGGCAGCAUUGCUCGCCAAAGCCGGCGAGGGCUUGGAGGCACAGGCACAGGCACAACCACUCCUCAUCACGAAUAAGAGAACAACAAACCUCUCAUCCUGCACCUCCGGCUCCAACCCCACGACCUUCACCCUGCAGAACAUGCACUACCUCCAGCACCUGACCUACUACUCCCCCGGCGCACCCACGCCCAUCAACAGCACGCAGCUCGUCUUCGACGUCCUGAACAACGCCAACGGCAUCCUCACAGGGUGCAGCCUGCAGGAUGUGAUGGUCGGCGGCGUGUGGGGAGACGUGAGGGACUACUGGUUUCAAUGUGGCGAUCAGAGUAUUGAGGCGGAUGGGCGGGAGUUCCCGGUUAGGACGAGUGCGAAUUUCCCGUUCGAUGACUGGACGCUGAGGGUUAAUCAGACGUGGGAUUGCGGGGAGGGGUAUGUUGACUGUCUUUUCCUUUGAUCGGGAGUGACUACUGAACAGCAAGUUUAGCACUGUACCGAAGCACAUCUCGACCGCGACGCUGCAGCCAGAUUGCACGAAGACCGAGACGGGGUUCGAGCUCAUAGACGAGUGCACGGUUCCUGACGAAGAGGUGCCCGCGAAGAGU